AUGAGUGGAAGGAAGGUCACAGUAACUUACUGCGACGAGUUUGGUGUCUGGCCGCUUAUUGCAGACGACCUUUCAUCUCGACUCCCUCUCAAGAAUCUUCAUUGGCGUCCAUCGAGUCAACGUGCUGAACGCUACAUUCCUUCUCUCGAAGUCGACUUGCAACGAUUCAACUUUGAGCAGGUGCCUCAGCCUCUUCUUGCAACCCAUACAACGUACUUGAACCUGUAUUUCGUCAACUGUGAGGAUAAUGAUACGUACAAGAACCGUGUCAAAAAGCAGAUCAAGACGUGGGUGGAUAUGUGCAACAUGAAGAAGAAUCAGGAGUGGAUGAUUGUAUUCGUUGCUGGUCAAGACGCCAAACGUAGCAACAACUAUCUCGGUCUCAAAACUACCGUGUAUGAUAAGAUCCGUGCCGACUUUAAUCAAGGAAAACGAGAUAGAUGCACGUAUAUCCGUAUCCAUGAUCCUGACGGCACCAAAUCAGAGAUGUGGGAUGACUUUUAUCAAAAGGUCAAGGAAUGCAUCAUUCUCGGCUUCGAUAUGCACGUUGUUCAAAUUGAGGAAGACACGCGACGCUUGGACAUGCAAAGGCAUAUGCCUGGUUGGAAUUAUUGUACCUUUUUCAUUCUGAAGGAAGGGCUGGCCCAAGCAUUUGAGAUCAUGACAUUGUAUGAAGACGCGUUGAUCCAAUAUGAUGAACUUGAAGCUUCCUUCUUCCAAGUACUAAGAGACAAAGCUCUCGCAUGGUUUGGUCAUUUUGGUGCCACAGAGCCUGGAGAUGACAGUGACAACAUUCUCGAUUUCAAGCGCAAGAACUAUCGCGAGUUGAUCAACAAGAACGUGAUUUCAGUCUUUGAUUUUCGAUGUUAUUUAUUUGCGAGACAAGCACGCAUGCUCAUCAAACUCCAACGCAUCAUUGAAACAUGUCGUCGUGGCCAGCUUUUUAUCAGUAGCUUUAUUCCAGCAAUCAAAGAAAACGAGGAUAUGUUGGUUGAGAAUUUUGUGGAAUCUUGGGUUUUCUCAGCUUGCAUGAAUAUCGUCAACGAGUGUGAGCCUUUGUCAGUCAAUCUCGCUGGUGCAGAUCCCAAUUUCAUUGGCCCAUUUAAUGCCGUCAAAGCCGAUCUCUUAUUGACAGCACGACGACAGCUCGACAAGCUUGGUGUCAAGUAUAAGCAUCUUCCCAUGUCGCCUCCAUUUUCGACCUACAUUGAUUCAAAGGAUAUGGAACAAGAAGCGUCAAGCAGUCCAAAGCCAAAGAAGGGUAACAUGACCAACCAGAAGCUAUUGGAAGGAAUGGAUUCAGUGGAGGCCUUUGACAAAAUGUACAUGGCUUUGAGCGCACGUGCUAUCAAGAGUUAUGAUGUGAGCUUUCGACCAAGAGCCGCUUUGACAGUACAUGGAGACAUUGCUGGCUUGAAAUAUACACGUGAUAAGUUGGAUGAAGCUGUCCGAAUCUACGAGUCUGUGAUUUGGCGUUAUGGCGAGCAAGAUUGGGGAUCCAUUGAAAACAGCUUGUUGAUAAAAUGUGCUGAUUCUCAACGGCGACUUGGCAAGAUUGACCAGUACAUUGAAUCCUUGUUGACGUUACUCAAGAACACAAGCUGGCUCACUGUUGAGGAGGCGACUCGUUACACUGAAGAAUUGCUGUCAAACGUGCAUAAACUUGACACUGAUUUACGAAGACUAUUCGAGCCCAUGUUCUCGAUUGCUGUCGUCACAGUCAUCGAUGAUGAGUCAACAGUGGAAAGCAGUAGCGUGGAAAUCAACAUUGAAAAUCAUUUGCCAAAGAGCUUGCAUUGUGAUCGUCUUAGUCUGCGUUUGGUUGGCAACGAUCCUGAACAAGUGUGGUUUACAAAGGAAGAUCUCGAUCUUGCUCCUGGAAAGAAUAAGGUUUAUCUCACAAGCAAGACAUCUACAUCUGGAAAUUAUGUUGUGGAAGAGUGUGACAUGCAUGUUGGCAAGCUCGUUUUCACACACAACUUCAUGCGUGAUGGUCAAAAGAAGCGGAUCAUGCGAUUGAACCACGAUAUGAAGCGUCUUCAAGCUACAGUGUCUCAACCUGAUGAAGUCUACCUUGGAGAACGGCAACGAAUGGCAUUACGUAUAAGUAUCGGUGAUCAUGCAAUUACGGGUGGUAAAGCCCUCCUGGAACCUCAAAUGGAUGGCUUGUUGAUGGCACAAACGGAUAAGGUUGCUGCAAAGAUCGUCGAGGGUGAAGAUAACGGCACUACGCUUGAACUCGACAUGCUAGAGAAUGGUGAGAUCGUUUUGCCGGCAUGCAAAGCACAUCAAGUGUUGGAGCUGCUGGUUGGAUAUGAUGGCGCAUACACGGAAUUUGAGUAUAGGGUGAAAACAACCAUUACCUACAACACAGAGGCGGGCGAACGCGAAUUCGUAUCGGCUGACACCAUCCAUGUCACCGUCCCAUUGGUUGUGACAGAGUCAAGCGUUUUCCGUGAAUCAUGCAUCUUUCUCAAGGUUGAAGUAUCCUGCAAUGGCGAAAACCCAGUCCGGAUAUUGAAUACCGCUCUCCUACCAUCACGCACCUAUGCUGUUGAAAAAUCCAACACAAUCAAUGACUGGAAUUUGACCAUCUUCCCUAAGCAAGUCGCCACCUUUGUAUAUAAAAUUGUCAAGAACACAGAUACCGAUCUACAGGAUCUUAAACCCAAGGUCCGAUUUCAUGCUAAAUAUCGCACGCUUAAAGAUGAGGUGGAAGCUAGUAUCGGUGCCAUGUUGCAAAAGAAGCUCCAAGAAAACGAUUCUGCACAGCACUUUUCAUAUAUCUUCUCCAAGGUCAAGGAAGCCUUCUUGUCAUCAGUGGAUUAUGUCAGCUAUGGCUUAACGGACGUGGUGCACCUUGAUGACUUUGAUGCCGAGUUGUGCGAGUCCUUCCUUUUGAAUCGGGAUUUGAAGACCAAGGUGAAGCUGCUCGACAUGAUCGAAGAGUUUUUCGAAGAACAUGAAGCAAUUACUGAGCGCACUAUUCGUGAGAACUCACCCGAUCCACGUAUCAACGGCAUCCUUUUCCCACUUGAAGUACCUACAUCCAAAGCCUUACAUACAGCCGAGUUGGUGCUUAAGAUUGACAAGGAUUUGCUGGUGGCGGAAUCUUGCCCAUGUUUGUUGCGUAUAAAACAAUCGACCUAUUGGACAGCGGAUGACAACGACUCGGAAGAGGCUCCAAAUGAAUUCUACUAUGAUAUUGCCGUGGAUUAUGACAAUUGGCUACUAGCAGGAAAGCGACGCUUGCGAUUCCAAUCCAAGCCUGGAGAAACACUUGAAUUCCCUAUCGAUUUGGUACCUCUGAAAACGGGCAAUCUUUUGCUGCCAACUGUGCGUGUCCUGGCGAUAUCGCCCAACGUUUCAGCAGCAACAAUGUAUGUCAAUAGUGCACAACAAAUCCUUGUCAAGGCCAAAUCCAAGACGGCUACCUUUUUUGUUGAACAGCAGCAACGUUUCCUUCAACCCCAAGGAUCCCAAUCCUUUGUAGGUUCACCUCCACCACCACCUCAUGACCGACCCACUAUUCCUGAUAUCACCGCAUCCUCUUGA
This is a messenger RNA of Lichtheimia ornata, 3555 nucleotides long. RefSeq lists its product as uncharacterized. Gene Ontology annotation, cellular component: TRAPPII protein complex. Lineage: Eukaryota; Fungi; Mucoromycota; Mucoromycetes; Mucorales; Lichtheimiaceae. The record is from RefSeq and is a predicted model, not a curated record. Gene Ontology annotation, biological process: early endosome to Golgi transport; intra-Golgi vesicle-mediated transport. The transcript has 23 exons. Bases 1 to 3555 code for a protein of 1184 amino acids.